Molecule: messenger RNA, 1272 nt
Organism: Colletotrichum abscissum
Lineage: Eukaryota; Fungi; Ascomycota; Sordariomycetes; Glomerellales; Glomerellaceae
Product: mandelate racemase/muconate lactonizing enzyme domain-containing protein
Exons: 1
Coding region: 1-1272 (423 amino acids)
Source: RefSeq, a predicted model, not a curated record
AUGUCUCGACGUGGGACUAUUCGGGAUAUCGUCAUUACACCAGUGGCAUUUCAUGACAUGCCACUGCUAAAUAGCGUUGGUGUACAUGAGCCAUUUGCACUACGCAGCAUCAUCGAAGUUAUCACAGAUGACGGUUACGGAUUGGGGGAAUCGUACGGAGACUCAACACACCUGGGCCGUCUCCAACUUGCGGCCGACAAAAUUAAGGGCCUCACUGUGUACGAAACAAACUCCAUAUACCAGCUAUGCGUCGAGUCCUUGACAGGCGACACCAGCACAGGCGGCGACGGAAUGGCAGGCAUGGUGACUACUGCCUCCGUUGCGGACAAGGUUUUCUCCCCAUUUGAAGUUGCGUGUCUCGACAUCCAGGGUAAGCUUGCAGGAGUACCUGUGAGCGACCUUCUCGGCGGCCGCGUUAGAGACAACGUCCAGUAUUCGGCCUACCUCUUUUACAAGUGGUCGGGACACCCUGGACAGCCAGACGACGAAUACGGCGCGGCUCUUGACCCUGCUGGUGUGGUAAAGCAGGCGAAAAAAAUCAUUGACGAGUACGGUUUCAAAGCGAUCAAGUUGAAAGGCGGCGUCUACCCACCCGCACAAGAGGUGGAAGCAAUCAAAACAUUGCAUGCGGCUUUUCCGGGUGUGCCUCUUAGACUCGACCCCAAUGCCGCCUGGACUGUCGAGACCUCAAAAUGGGUUGCGAAGGAACUCGAAGGGAUCGUCGAAUACCUGGAAGACCCGGCCCCAGAAAUCGAAGGCAUGGCUGCUGUUGCGAAAGCAGCGUCGAUGCCGUUGGCGACAAACAUGGCCGUAGUCGCAUUUUCUCACUUGCCCACAUCAAUUCUGCAGAACGCAGUCCAAGUGGUGCUCUCUGAUCAUCACUUCUGGGGUGGCCUGCGCAAGUCUCAGACUCUGGCCGCCAUCUGCGCGACUUGGGGAAUGCGUCUUUCGAUGCACUCGAAUAGCCAUCUGGGCAUAUCACUUGCGGCCAUGACUCAUCUUGCGUCGGCUACUCCAAAUUUGGACUAUGCUUGCGAUACUCAUUGGCCAUGGAAACCACGGGAUGAGGAUGUCGUCGUUGAUGGGGUACUCAAGUGGUCUGAUGGUGGUUUGAACGUUCCGACCGCGCCUGGCUUGGGAGUUGAGCUAGACAGGAAGAAGUUGGCGCAUCUUCAUCAACUCUACCUGGAUUGUGGGCUGCGGAAACGCGAUGACACAACGUAUAUGAGAAAAUUCCACCCUGAAUUUUCUCCAAACGUUCCAAAAUGGUAG